AUGUAUAUCAAGCAGAUCAUCAUUCAAGGCUUCAAGUCUUACAAGGACCAAACGGUGAUCGAGCCAUUCUCUCCCAAGCACAAUGUCAUCGUCGGGCGCAAUGGCUCUGGCAAGAGUAACUUCUUCGCCGCAAUUCGAUUCGUGCUCAGCGACAAGUACACGCAACUUGGUCGCGAGGAGCGACAAGGACUGCUCCACGAAGGCACCGGCUCAGCCGUGAUGAGUGCUUACGUCGAACUCAUCUUUGACAAUAGCGAUGAGCGAUUUCCAACAAACACCCCCGAAGUCAUCUUGCGUCGAACGAUUGGGCAAAAGAAGGACGAGUACAGCUUGAACCGCAAGAACACCACCAAGCAGGAAGUGCUCAGCCUGCUCGAGAGUGCCGGCUUCAGUCGCAGUAAUCCGUACUAUAUUGUGCCUCAAGGCAGAGUAACGGCGAUCACCAACAUGAAAGAUCAGGAGCGACUCAAUAUGCUGAAAGAAGUGGCGGGUACUGGUGUCUACGAGAGCAGAAGAGCAGAGUCAUUCAAGAUCAUGGAAGAGACCAAGCAGAAGCGGGCCAAGAUCGACGAUUUGCUUGAGCACAUUCGUGGCAGACUAGGAGAGCUUGAGGAAGAAAAGGAAGAGCUGCGUCAGUUUCAGGAAAAGGACCGCGAGCGAAGGUGUCUUGAGUACACGAUUCACCACAAGGAGCAAGAGCGACUGGAAGAACAAAUCGCACGAAUCGACGACGAUCGCGAUGGCGGAAUGGAGCAGAACGAGGAGAACCGCGACAACCUGAAAGCCGCUGAACAACAGAUGGACGCGAUUGAGGCCGAAAUCACCAGUCUCCAGGGCAAGAUGAAGCUACUGGCGCAGGAGCAAUUACAAUACAAGGAGGAGCGUGUCGACAUAUCGCGAAGCAAGGCACAGAUCGAAUCAGAGGUACAAGCUAUGCAAGACAAUCAAGCAACGGCUCAGCAGGCGCAGGAUCAACGUGCGAAUGAGCUGCGUAAUGUGCAGAAACAGAUCAAGAAGCAUGAAUCCGAACUUGCUCAAUUAUUGCCGCAGUAUCAAGCGAAGAAAGAUGAAAACAAAGCUAUCCAGCAGCAAAUCAACGAUGCCAAUGCCACGAUCCAACGUCUGUAUGCUAAACAAGGACGCCCCAACCAAUUCCGCACCAAGAAAGAGCGCGACGAUUGGAUGAAGCAGGAAAUCGCCUCGAUCAAUGAAAGUCUUGCCACAAGAAAAGCUAUCCGCAUGCAGACUGAAGAAGAUAUUAGCGAGUUCGAGUCGCAGAUCUCACAAUUGGAAGCUGAUAUUGGUGAACUGCGACAUCGGAUCGAAAACCGUGGCGACGAGCAACAAAACAUUUCCUCAGAGGUUCAACAGGCGAAGGACGCAGCGGAGCAGCUCCAGGAUCAACGUCGGGAGCUGUGGCGAGAGGAGGCGAAGCUCGGCACUGUCAUUGACAACGCACAAGCGGAAUACGAUAAGGCCGAGAGGGACUUGGGUGGCAUAAUGGACAGCAAUACCGCUCGUGGACUCGCAUCAGUUCGGCGUAUCGUCGCGAAGCAAGAGAUAGAGGGCGCCUAUGGUCCCCUCGGAGAACUUUUCGAUUGCAACCCAAAGUACAAGACCGCAGUGGAGGUCACAGCAGGCGCUUCGUUAUUUCACUAUGUCGUCGACACUGACGAGACUGCCGAAAAACUCAUCAAAGUCCUACAGCACGAGAAAGGUGGACGAGUGACCUUCACUCCGCUAAACCGGAUCAAAGCACGGCCAGCCGAUGUUCCGAAGGCCAGCGAUGCGGUCCCAUUGAUCAGCAAGCUGAAAUACAAUUUGGAAUUUGAGAGUGCCAUGCAGCAAGUCUUUGGCAAGACUAUUGUCUGCCCGAACCUGCAGGUCGCAGCUCAAUAUGCUCGCAGUCACUCUGUCAGUGCUAUUACCCCUGAUGGAGAUCGAUCGGACAAGAAGGGUGCGCUCACAGGCGGAUACUAUGACACGAAACGCUCGCGCAUUGACUGCAUGAAGCGUCUCGUGACCGCGAGAGCAGAGCUCGAGCGUGUUAGUGGUCGGAAAGAUGAGAUUCGACAAGAGCUCGAGAAGCUUGACCAGAAAGUCACCAAAGCAAGAACUAACUAUCAGAAGAUCGAGCAAAAGCGAGAGCAGCUUGAAGGUGGCUACGGUCCGCUUCGGGAUGAGCUACGACGUAAGGAGCAAGACCUGAACAAGCGACGUGACGAACUUGAAAGCAAGCAACGCUCAUUGGAGAAUCUCGACUCUUUAUUGGGUGCUCUCAGCACUCAGCUCAGCAGCUAUCAGUCCGAGUUGCAGGCAGACUUUAAGAAAGCACUGAGCAACCAAGAGGAGCAGGAGUUGAAUGCAGCGAACGGCCAGCUACCAGAUCUGAGGAAGCAAUAUGCGGAGCUUGGCCGGGAAUUGUCAGACUUGGAGGUUCAGAAGCGGAGUCUUGAGGAUAUCCUGAAUGUUAACCUUCGACCUCGCCUCUACGAACUACAAGGCGCAGAACUGGAUGCCAAUGCCGAUAGUACCGGCAAGGUCAAUGCCAGGCUGACAGACCGAAGCAACGAUCUCAAGCGCGCCACUAAGACGCUGAACAGUAUCGACAAGAGGCUGCAAGAGAUUGAGGGCUCGAUUGAGAGUGCACAGGAAGAACUGCAAAGCCUAGAGACGAAGCGCACCGAGCAGCGAGCGGAACUAGAGAAGCUUGAGCAAGCCAUUCGUCGUCACCAAAACAGAAUCGAAAAGGGUGCGGAGAGGCGGGGACAAUUCCAAUCGCUGCUGAACCAGGAGCUUGCAACCAUCCGCAAUUUGGGCGUGCUGCCGGAGGCUGCGUUCACGCCGCAAUAUGCGAACCUCAGCUCUGACAAUGCCACCAAGCGCCUGCGCAAAACACAAGAAGCUCUCAAGAAGUACGGCCAUGUCAACAAGAAAGCCUUCGAGCAGUUUGCACAAUUUGAGCGUCAACGUGAGGAGCUCGAGAAGCGUCGUCGCGACCUAGAUAACAGUGACAACUCCAUCAAGGAGCUCAUUGAAGUCCUUGACCAGCGCAAAGAUGAGGCCAUCGAACGAACUUUCCGACAGGUCAGCAAGGAGUUCCACACUAUCUUCGAAAAGCUCGUGCCAGCUGGUAUGGGAAGGUUGAUCAUACAGCGUCGCAGCGAUCGCCAAGCAAAUGGAGGUGCAGAAGACGACAGUGACGAUGAAGGGCGCGAGAAGGACAGCGUGGAGAACUACAUCGGCAUUGGUAUUUCCGUCUCUUUCAACUCCAAACACGACGAGCAGCAACGUAUCCAACAACUAUCGGGUGGACAAAAGUCGCUGUGUGCUCUGGCGCUCGUGUUUGCCAUUCAGGCUUCAGAUCCUGCACCUUUCUAUCUCUUCGACGAGAUCGAUGCCAAUCUGGACGCACAGUACCGCACGGCUGUGGCUCAGCUUCUGCAAGAAUCAAGCCAGACUGGGCAGUUCAUCUGCACUACGUUCAGGCCGGAGAUGCUGCACGUUGCCGAGAAGUGCUACGGUGUCAGUUAUCUGAACAAAGCCAGUAGUAUCGAUGUCGUUUCAAAAGAACAGGCGUUGGACUUUGUCGAGGGACAAAUCAGUGGGAAGUAGACAUGCUCGCGGUGAGCGAAAGGGCGAAUCUCUUUUGCGAACAAUGCUUCGUUGUGGAUGGAGAGGUCAGAUGCGCUUUCUGUGCGUGAUGUAAACGGAUGCCUUGGGCAGGAACGUCGAUACCCGUAUGUAUUAUGUCGAAAUGCUACGCAAUAAUGCAAUGAUCUG
Cercospora beticola is the source of this 3783-nucleotide messenger RNA. It is a transcript of the gene SMC3, whose product is annotated as cohesin subunit SMC3. Lineage: Eukaryota; Fungi; Ascomycota; Dothideomycetes; Mycosphaerellales; Mycosphaerellaceae. Gene Ontology annotation, molecular function: ATP hydrolysis activity; cohesin loader activity; protein binding. The record is from RefSeq and is a predicted model, not a curated record. Gene Ontology annotation, cellular component: chromosome; mitotic cohesin complex. Gene Ontology annotation, biological process: mitotic sister chromatid cohesion.